This is a messenger RNA of Macroventuria anomochaeta, 1059 nucleotides long. RefSeq lists its product as uncharacterized. The transcript is spliced from 4 exons. Lineage: Eukaryota; Fungi; Ascomycota; Dothideomycetes; Pleosporales; Didymellaceae. Bases 1 to 1059 code for a protein of 352 amino acids. Gene Ontology annotation, biological process: secondary metabolite biosynthetic process. Gene Ontology annotation, cellular component: cytoplasm; nucleus. The record is from RefSeq and is a predicted model, not a curated record.
AUGCCUUCGAUAGACAUACCACCCGUCUCCAAAAUCCCUUCCACGAAGCCGGACACAAGACCCCUACCAAGGAUACUCUGCCUACACGGCGGCGGCGUCAAUGCAACCAUCUUCGAGGCGCAAUCACGAUCACUCAUUCGGCACUUGCAGCAUUCCUUCCGCCUCGUAUGGGCAGAUGCGCCCUUCUUCUGCGACCCGCAUUCCGACGUCAUUGACGUGUACGGUUCAUAUGCGCCUUUUCGCCGCUGGCUAAGAUGGCUACCAGAGCACGCCGAGAUCGAUGCCGAGAGCUGUAUUGAGGAGAUUGGGUACGCUAUACGGACUGUGAUGGAAAACGAUGACAGCGAAGGCGCUACAGGCGAAUGGGUAGGCUUGAUGGGCUUCAGUCAGGGUGCGAAGUUGUCUGCGAGUAUAUUGCUUGAGCAGCAGGCAAGAGAGGCAAAGGCGAGAAGAGAACGGCGAAGCGUCGAUAUUGGUUUCACGGGGAUUCCAAACCUACACUGGAGAUUUGGAAUAUUGCUUGCAGGGAGAGCGCCGCUCAGCAAUCUCAACCCAGAGGUUUUGACGAGUCCGGCAUUGGUGGGCGCAGGCGACUUAUCCGAAGGGUUUCAGUUCUGCAAAGAGGUGGACGAGGACACAAUACUGAGGAUGCCAACACUGCAUGUGCAUGGCAUGGCUGAUGCAGGAUUACACCUGCACAGAAAACUAUUGCACGAAUACUGUUCGCAGGACUCCACAACGCUGGUAGAGUGGGAAGUCAAAAUGUCCAGCCAGCCAGGAUCCCACACUGCCGACGCCGAUAUUCCAAAUAAGGCUCAGCAGGAGGCGCCCCAGGGAAAGAAGGAGAACAUGGCAGAUGCGAGAGCUCCUGGUCACAUUGCCGGCGUUGAGGGGAAAAGCACGGACAACACCGCUGCCGACCCCAAUCCUGAGGCCGCCAGGAGCCACGCCAAAGAUGGAGGUCAGGCCUCCAUUGUGCCGCAGAAGAUCCAAGAGGAGCUACCUGAGAGCAUCGAACGUGCUGUACCGAAUGCCAUUCAUGACACCGGUAGCAAGUAG